GUGCGCCUGCUCGCGGCUAGGGCUCGCCUCUGCAGCGUCGUGACUGGCUGCCGCCCGUCCACACUUACCCACCCCUGCCAUGGCGAAGGAAGCGUCAGCUCCGCCGUCCCCCCUGAAAGGCGGGCGCCCUCCAGCAGUCAAAUAUGGAAGUAGGAGAGCUUCCAAAAAGCAAAAAAAUGGAGCUGUUGAGAAAAAUCCCAAGAACCCUGGAAAAGAGAAGACAAGCUCAAUUGUUAGUGUUACAAAAAUGCAAAAUAUGGGUGUCUUACUAGCCGAUGCACUGGAGAAAAUUCUUCAGACAUGCAGUUUUCUCCAGGAUCGGGAAGAGGUUCUCAGAUAUCACAAUGGGCUAGUGUUGUAACAACUGGAACUUGGAAAGAUUCAGAGUGACUUUAACAGCAGCUGGAAUGCUGAUUGGUUCUGCUUGGCACCCCUUAUAGUUGUGUGUGUGUGUGUCUCUCUCUCUCUCUCUCUUCUUCCCCCCCUUCCCCCCCCCAGUCAUUUAUUUACAUGUUAACCAGGCUGAAGUAACUUUGACACUGGUAUGUAUGCAGUGUAGUUGGUGACAACUAGGUGGGAGUCUUUCACUGCUAGUCAAAUACAUGGAGCUGCUAUGUCUCCAGUUUAUACUGUUCAUUUCAAUGGCAGACACUUAAGAUUGGUCUGCUAAAAUAUAAAAGCUUUUAAAAAAAAUCUUUGUGUCAAGAUGAAAUUCAGCAGAAAAAUAGCAAGAAAAAGUGUUUUUCUGUUGUGACUUUUUUCUUUUAAUCUUUCAGAUCAGCCAUAAAUUUCCUGCAGCAGCAGCACAAGUGGCUCAUCAAAAGCCACGACCAGCCCUGGAGAAGAG
Molecule: messenger RNA, 847 nt
Organism: Caretta caretta (loggerhead turtle)
Lineage: Eukaryota; Metazoa; Chordata; Testudines; Cheloniidae
Gene: DAPL1
Product: death associated protein like 1
Biological process (GO): cellular response to amino acid starvation; apoptotic signaling pathway; negative regulation of autophagy
Molecular function (GO): death domain binding
Source: RefSeq, a predicted model, not a curated record